Molecule: messenger RNA, 2559 nt
Organism: Verruconis gallopava
Lineage: Eukaryota; Fungi; Ascomycota; Dothideomycetes; Venturiales; Sympoventuriaceae
Exons: 4
Coding region: 157-1788 (543 amino acids)
Biological process (GO): regulation of gene expression
Cellular component (GO): cytoplasm
Molecular function (GO): mRNA binding
Source: RefSeq, a predicted model, not a curated record
CUUUGUAACCAACCUCUCAUUAACAUAAUCUAUUGACUUGCAUCGUCUUUGUCUUCUCUUUUCUGCGCACUUGCUGUGACAGCCAACUGGCUCACUUGGGCAAGGUUCUUGAGCUCUAUCUCUCUCUCUUUUCACUAACCCUUCUUACAAAGCUUCAUGGCUAGUCAAGACGUUCAGGCCAUUCUGGCCGCCCUACAAGCAGCGCAGCAUCCAACAGCGACACCACCAACACAAGCACAACCACCGCCUCUCCCUCCGUCCGCCAUUCCCGCUCCAGCUUACUCAGGAAUCGUGCCCACUCCGCCUCCGCCACAAGGCGGCUAUCCCCCUUAUUCGGCGCUACCGCAACCAGCGGCAUCUGGCAGCAUCGACUUGAAUUCUAUCAAGCCUGUAGGCCAUGGUAAUGUCAAUUUCCAAGAUGCUCUAGCAAGUGUACAAGGAUUCGCAUCUUCUCGAGGCGUUUCCUCCCCCAGUAAUGCGCCCUCGUCACGACAGGACCCCCGCCUAGCUGGUCGUGCUUCCUCCCGCCGUUCAAGAUCUCCUGACAGCUACAACCCAUAUCGUGAUGAACGUCGUGAUGAUUCGCGUCGACAGAAUGGUUAUGGCCGCUCGCGUUCCCGUUCGCCCCCUCGUGGUCAACGUGAUACGUACGCGUCAACGCGCGAUCGUGACUAUGGUCGUGAUGAUCCUGAUUCUGAAGUGGUCUCGAUUGAAUCAAACCUUGUUGGACUAGUCAUUGGCCGCGGUGGAGAGAAUCUGAAGCGCAUCGAGAAGGAAUCCGGAGCUCGUAUCCAGUUCAUUACCGGACCGCAGCACAAUGGACCAUACCGUGAAUGUCGCCUCAGUGGAUCAGUACGGAAUCGCCAGGACGCAAAGAAUAUGAUCUGGAAGAUUCUGGAUGAAAAUGGUGGUCAUGCGUCUGCCAUGAAGGAAAUAGGACAACAGCCAUCUAGGAACCAAGGCCAAAGUCAAACUCGUCAAGCAGCCAAUCAGCCUAAACUUCGGGAAGGUGAGAACAGCAUGCAAAUCAUGGUGCCUGAUAAAACAGUCGGCCUCAUUAUCGGUCGUGGAGGCGAGACUAUCCGUGACCUCCAGGAGAAAAGUCAGUGCCACAUCAACAUUGUUGGUGAGAACAAGAGCGUGAACGGUAUGCGUCCCGUGAACUUGAUCGGUAGCACCGAAGCCGCAGAAUAUGCUCGCAAAAUGAUUGAAGAGAUCGUCAAGAGUGACACUCGUAGUCAAGAUCCACCUACCGGCGCAGGUCGCCAGCAAGAUCGUCGUCAACCUACUGGUGGCGUUGCCGCUGGCACUGACAAGAUUACUGAGAUGAUUCGCGUGCCCUCUGAGUCUGUUGGUAUGAUUAUUGGUAAGGGUGGUGAGACCAUCAAGCAGAUGCAAAACGAUACAGGAUGCAAAAUCAAUGUGCAACAAGCCCAGGGACAGGACAUUGAACGGCCAAUCGAACUCGUUGGUGAUUAUGCAGCCAUUGCGCGUGCCAAAGCCACCAUAUGGGACAAGGUCGAACAGGUGAAGGAGAAGAAUGGCGGAGGCCGCUCGCAAUCACAAACUGACCAGCAGUUCGGGUCUAACGCUUUUGCCCAGCAACAGCCGUAUGGACAGCAGCCUUACGGACAGCAACCCGCUACUGCUCAAGCGGCACCGACUGCUGAUCCAUAUGCUCCUUAUGGAGGCUACGAAGCGUACACACGAUUGUGGGCUCAGUACUUACAGAGUGGCCAAGCUGCUGCUGCUGCAACUGCUGCCGCUCCUCAGCAGCCGCAACAGUGAGGAUACAACCGUGACCUCGCCUCCACCGGUUGAUUUACGAUUCGAAUUCUGUUAUGCUUGCAUACGUGCUUCGCUGAACAUGAUUGAUGACUAUUCGCCAUCAUUGAUGACACUUCUGAUGGUCGCCCCAUCACUUGAUGUCCAUCCGUCACUUGGACGCCAUCUGAACACUGCGAUACCCAUGCUAUUCGUGCUUACAUGGCUGAACCGUAUUUGCCCACCUUUGCAGUUGAAGUGCUGCUUGGAAUUGCGCAGAGCAUCCGGGCCUCCUAGACCAUUCGAGCUUUCCGCGUUGCUCCAUGAAACUUCCGAGUUUGACCAUUGGCGUGCCAAUAUUCAGCUAGGGAUUGGUUGCGAUGCGCGUUCUUCGACAUAUCAGAGCCCUCUUCUAAAGUCUUUUGCUACUUCGAGUUUUUUCCGUUCUGGUGCAUCGUGCUUGAGGUGCAUUUGAACAUGACGGAUAGGAAAAGUUAACAGGUAUAGCGAUGAGGGGAUAUAUCGGGUUUACAUUGAAAAGUAAACAAGGGUGGCUUUGGCUCCAAUACCCCCAGCUGAGGAUUGAGUUUCGACCUUUGUGCAGCACAACCAUAUUUAUUCUUGUACGCUUGCCCUCUUCGCCACGAACUUGAACGUAAAUGCUGCGAUUUGUUCUUUGUAUCUCGUGCCGACUGUAUCUCCUGUAAUUAUACAAUCAACAUGAUUCUCGGAGAACAACCAAUAAAGUGACCCCUCUCCGCCUUAAAACACCUCGGCACAAAUCCCAGGAGCAGA